GCAAAUAAAUACACACUUGGUGUUACCGCAAACCAAAUAGUUAUAUAAUAAGUCUAGUCUGGGUGAACUUGUUUGUUUACUAAGACUUUUGCUCUUUGCCCUCUGAUUUAGAAUUGCAUGAUCACUGUGUAUUUGUGUCCCUGGCCGGGUAUCAGGUUCGGUAAAUACAGUGACUCACUGUAGCGUGAACGUUCACCACUUUAAUAUUUUUACAAAUACAUCGGAAGUGUAAAAAUGGCGUUCAUGAAAAACGCACUGUUAGUGUGUAUAACAGCAGUGUUGGUUGUGUACGUACCGUCUCUAUGGACCAAGACGCCUCCUACACUUACGGCGGGAACUGUACAACCAGGAUUCGAACCAGUGCUCAAGGUUUUCAGGGAAAAUUUUGCCAAGGGAGUGGAGUCGCCAACAGGGGGCAGCGCAUUCUCUGUUUACUACAAAGGGGCAAAGGUCAUUGACCUAUGGGGAGGUUACGCCGACACCGAGGCUCUAAGGCCAUGGCGGGAAGAUACUAUGGCCAUUGUUUACUCGUCGACUAAAGGAAUGGCCGCCACUUGCAUUGCUCUACUAGCGGAUAGAGGUCACAUUGACUACGACAAAACCGUCGCAUCUUAUUGGCCAGAAUUCGCUCUGAACGGCAAAGAGAACAUCACAGUGCGCAUGCUCCUAAAUCACGAGGGAGGAUUGUCAUACACGGAUGGACCAAUCAGCUUCGAGCAACUCGCAGACCAGGAUGUACUGGGGCAGCUGUUAGCUAAAGAAGCUCCAAAGUGGGAACCAGGCAGUGCCCACGGGUACCACGGAAUGACGUUUGGUCUCUACGUCAGCCAACUUCUACGGAGAGCUGAUCCAAAGCACAGGACACUCGGGCAGUUCUUCAAGGAGGAAAUAGCCCAAACUUUUGAUGUAGAUUUCCACAUAGGACUGCCCUUAGAGGUCUACCACCGCGUAGCUAGACCUCCGGCUGUAACAGCCUUGUGGCAGACCCUAUUCAAGGGGCUUACCAGCCCGUUAAACAGACAAGUCAUGUGGGCCAUGGCUACCGGGAAAACAGACUUCCUGAAAGUUCUCAAUAUAGAAUCAAUGACACAGGCGGAGCACUUUUUGAAUCCAGAAGUUCUAGCCCUCGAGCAGCCGUCUGCAUCCGGCAUCGGAACGGCCCGGGCCAUCGCUAAGGUGUACGGGAUGAUGGCAAACGGAGGAACAACCAGGGACGGUCGAAAGUUUCUCUCGGACGGUCUGAUCAAGAAAUUUAUAGGAGAGGCUGAGAAAGUUGCCACAAUGGACAGAACCAUUGGGCUUAAGAUGCUCUUUAAUCUUGGAUUCAUGAUCACUGAUGAGGGGGAGCAACAAUUUGGCCAUCCUGGAUCGGGUGGUGCGCAGGGGCGUGCCGAUCCAAAAUGGCGGAUCGGUAUGGCAUACAUAACGAGUUAUCCGACCCCCUUCAGUAUGGGAGACGACGAACGUUUCCUGACUCUUGAAAAAGCAACCUACGAGUGUGUCAAGAAGUUGGAGGCAAAGUAGAUGCAUCUAAAAGAUGGGGAGUGGACUGAAAGAAGCCCUUGAUAAUUGGUAGUCUUGGUGCAAGACGUUUCUCGUUUACCUUUCCCGCACAGUGCGGUCAACACAUCAAUAGAGCCGGGCCCGCCACGACCACCCGUAUACACACGUCUUGCACCAAGACUAGAUGAUUGGAAACAGACAGUAAUUUGUUGGACAUCAUAAAGCGACCGCAACAAAAUUGGGCUACUUUAUACACUUCCGGUUUUUACUGGGGCAUAUUUUAGUGGUUUUUUUAGUGGUGUCCAAAAGUUUGUUAUCAGUAUCUAGUUUUGUUGUGUUGCACAUAAUGUCAUUGUCUUGCACGGUUUUAAUAAAUAAAAAAAAUU
Messenger RNA from Asterias rubens (European starfish), 1889 nucleotides. RefSeq names its product beta-lactamase domain-containing protein 2-like. The record is from RefSeq and is a predicted model, not a curated record. The transcript has 7 exons. The coding region runs from base 235 to 1524 and encodes 429 amino acids. NCBI's taxonomy places the organism in Eukaryota, Metazoa, Echinodermata, Asteroidea, Forcipulatida, Asteriidae.